Ascoidea rubescens DSM 1968 is the source of this 817-nucleotide messenger RNA. RefSeq names its product nucleic acid-binding protein. Gene Ontology annotation, cellular component: methionyl glutamyl tRNA synthetase complex. Bases 12 to 761 code for a protein of 249 amino acids. The transcript is spliced from 2 exons. Lineage: Eukaryota; Fungi; Ascomycota; Saccharomycetes; Ascoideales; Ascoideaceae. Gene Ontology annotation, molecular function: tRNA binding. The record is from RefSeq and is a predicted model, not a curated record.
UGGAACUCAAAAUGAUGCUGUCCUUAUCAAGAAGAUGCUUGUAUCCAAGACAAAAGGGUUUAUUUGGUCUUAUCAGUUGCAGAUGGUAUUCUUCGCCUCCAAAGGUUGAUUAUCCACCAAGCGUUUUACAACUACAGGUUGGCAAAAUUGUUCACUGCCAGAACCACCCGAACAGCAAUUUUUUGUAUGUCGCAAAUGUAUUGGUCAAUGAUGUCGAGAAGGCUAAAUUGGAAGAGAUUAAGAAGGAUUUACAAGCGCUUAAACCCGAUGAACUCGAGGUUAAUAAUAUGGAUGUGAUUACGAUUUUGACGGGAUUGGUUGAUAUUGUUCCACUUGAGGAGAUGAUUGAUAGAAAUAUCAUCGUUUUAAAAAAUUUAAAGCCAAGGGUUCUUAGGGGGAUUAAAUCUAAUGGAAUGUUAUUAGCCACUGAGGUUUCAAAACUCGCUGAAAAUAAGAGUGAGAGUGAGAGUGAGGUUAAGAAGGAUUGGAGUAAUGUUAAAGUUGAACCAAUUUACCCACCAUUAUCUUCAAAUCUUGGCGAUGAAUUGUUUUUCAAACCGUUUGUUAGAGAUGAAAAUGAACCAAUUAAAUCUCUAAGAGGAAGAAGUACCUUAGUCAAAAGUGUUUUUGCGAAAUUUAGAAUCAACAAUGAUCACAAGUUUAUUUAUAAACAUGAUGACACAGAGAUUCCAUUAACGAGUUUACAUGAUGACAACUCAUCUGCUUAUACAAAAGAUAUCAAAAAUUCAAUUGUUCAUUAAAAUUAGAUUUAAUUUUACAUUGAAGAAAAGAAAUUAAAUCAAAAACAAAAAAACAA